AUGGCACUUUCUCGUCCUCGUAUCCUGGCCGCGGCCGCACUCCUCCUGCUGCUGCUCGCCGCCACUGAGAUGAAGGUGGCGGAGGCGAGGACGUGCGUGUCGCAGAGCCAGAACUUCAGGGGUGAGUGCCUGAGCAGCACCAACUGCGCCAGCGUGUGCAAGACGGAGAACUUCCCCGACGGCGACUGCAAGACGCGGGGCCUCGAGCGCAAGUGCUUCUGCAUCAAGGAGGACUGCUAG
Molecule: messenger RNA, 240 nt
Organism: Lolium rigidum
Lineage: Eukaryota; Viridiplantae; Streptophyta; Magnoliopsida; Poales; Poaceae
Product: defensin-like protein CAL1
Exons: 2
Coding region: 1-240 (79 amino acids)
Biological process (GO): defense response
Source: RefSeq, a predicted model, not a curated record